Molecule: messenger RNA, 1062 nt
Organism: Paramecium pentaurelia
Lineage: Eukaryota; Ciliophora; Oligohymenophorea; Peniculida; Parameciidae
Source: the annotation of a GenBank genome assembly
AUGAAUCCAUCAAAAUUGAGUAAUUCAGAAUUGGGAAAUUUCGAUAAAUAUAUAGAAGAUCUAUAUAAUGGUUUAUUAUUAAGUGAAAAUGAUGUAAAACUAAUGUGCUAAAAAGUGUUAAUAUUUGCAUUAUUAAUCAGGCUAAAGAAAUACUAGUUGAUGAACCUAAUAUUGUAGCAGUAAGAGCACCAUUAACAAUAUGCGGUGAUAUACAUGGUUAAUUUCAUGAUCUAAUCGAAUUGUUUCGUAUUGGAGGCAGAUUACCAGUAUUUUAAGAAAUAAUAUUAAGGAAACAAAUUAUCUCUUUCUAGGUGAUUAUGUAGAUCGUGGUUCCUAAAGUGUUGAAACCUUUAGUCUUAUACUUUGUCUAAAAAUACGAUACAAAGAUAGGUUGACUGUAUUAAGAGGUAAUUAGUAAUAUUAGGAUAGGUAAUCAUGAAAAUAGAGAAAUUAAUAAGAUUUAUGGAUUUUAUGAUGAAUGUUAAAGAAAGUAUGGAAAUGAGAUUGUAUGGAAACAUUUUACAGAUGUAUUUGGUUAUUUACCAUUGGUGGCAAUAGUUGAAAAUAGCGUAAAUAAGCAUUUCUAUUAUUAGAUUUUUUGUACACAUGGUGGUCUAUCACCAGCAAUAGAGACAGUUGAUCAAAUCAAAUAAUUAAAUAGAAUUUAAGAUAUACCUCAUGAUGGUGCAAUUUGUGAUUUAUUAUGGAGUGAUCCAGAAGAAACUAAGAUGGGAUGGGGUGUUUCACCUAGAGGUGCAGGAUGGACAUGGGGUUAAGAUAUAACAGAUAAAUUUUUGCAUCAAAAUAAAUUGAAAUUGAUUGCCAGAGCACAUUAAUUAGUAAUGGAAGGAUUUUAGCAUGUUCAUCAACGAAAAACUGUUACAAUAUUCUCAGCUCCAAAUUAUUGUUAUAGAUGUGGAAAUUAAGCUUGCAUUGUAGAAGUUGAUGAUUAGCUAAAAAUGAGUUUGUAAAUUAAUUAACUAUAAAAGCUCAUAAUAUGAACCUGCUCCAAGAGAUAAUGAACCUUAAACCACCAGAAGAGUACCAGAGUACUUUUUAUGA